UGGGCGGGGCCAAACUGGAUCCCAGAAACGCUUCCCGACCGUGCCCAGCGCUCUGGCCCACCCCUUCCCUCCGCCCCCGCCGUUACCCCCCGGAGACGCCCCCUCGCCGCACGCAGACGGGAAAGGGGGGGGCCGUCCCACCCAAGCGAAGCCAGGGGGCUUGGCCGCCUCAGCUGCCCCCGCGCAAGGGGGCCGAUUAGGUGGGAAUCGUGAGAUGUUUGUGCUGGAAGCGGGCCCCCCGCGAGCGGUGAGAGAGCGAAAGGCCCGGGGAGACCUCGGCGUAGGUCUCUCUGCUUGUGCGGCGCGCGCGCGCACGUAACGAGCGGAAAAUGUGUGAAGCAUCCAAAGAUCCUAAUUGCUGGAAAGUUUGUUGACUGCUAUUCCCUGAAAGUCCUGAAACUUAAACAUCAAUCUGGCAUGGCACAGGGAAACCAGAAGUUAGAUAUGCAGGUACUCCUUGACCUCCGGCAACGUUUUCCUGAGAUUCCUGAAAGUGUGGUGUCUCAAUGCAUGCGCCAGAAUAACAACAAUCUUGAUGCUUGUUGUCGAAUUCUUGCACAAGAGAGCAACAAAUACCUAUAUAUGGAGUAUCACAGCCCAGAUGACACCCGAGUAAACAGGAAUCGUCUUCUGCAUAUUAACCUUGGCAUCCAUCCUCAUACUAACUAUGGAGGGGAUGGACCUCAACUUAAUGGUGGUCGUACACUGGUACAUAGUUCAAGUGAUGGACAUAUUGAUCCACAGUGCACCCCAGGAAAGCAGCUGAUCUGUUUAGUUCAAGAACCACAUUCUGCUCCUGCUGUUGUAGCAGCUUCUCCAAACUAUAAUCCUUUUUUUAUGAAUGAUCAGAAUAGAAAUGCAGCUACUCCUCCUCCACAGACACCUCAGCAGUCUUCUCCUAUGCAGCCUGGAAUGAAUACAUCUACUAUGCAAAGCCCUCCUCCUCCAUAUAUGCAUAUACCUCGGUACAGCACAAAUCCUAUAACUGUUACAGUUUCACAAAAUCUCCCUUCUGGGCAGCCUUUACCCAGAGCUUUACAAAUUCUUCCUCAAAUUCAAAGUACUCCUUAUGGAAGUCCUGGAUCACUCUAUAUUAGGCAGACAACUUCAGGACGACAGACUCCUACUCAAAGUACACAGUGGCAUUCGUCACCACCAGGUCCAGGUCCACAUUAUAAUCCACAUCCAUUACCUGUCUAUCCACACCAACAGAGCUAUCAACCUUCUCAGUAUUCUCCCAAGCAGCCCCAAAUUCCUCAGUCUCCUUUUCAAUCACCACCUGCUUCCCAGUGUCCUUCUCCUUUUGGAUCACCUCAGCAUCAAGUUCAGCCCAGCCAAUUAGGACAUCAAAGUUCCCAUGUAUUUAUGCCUCCUAGUCCUUCAACUGUGUUACCCCAUCCAUAUCAACAAACACCACAGACAUAUCAAAAACCAAGUGGACACUCAGUAUCUUAUCUCCCAUAUGGUGGAUCUACUUUAACUAAAGGCUCCAUGAACAAGAUAGAAAUUACUGUUGAACCACCACAAAGACCUGGGACUACACUUAAUAGGAGCCCUUCUCCUAUAAGUAAUCAGCCAUCCCAACGGAAUCAGCACCCACUAUAUACACCUGCAACUCCUUCAAGUUCCCCUUCCAAAAGUAUAGCAGGUCAACCUAAACCUCCUUAUAGUGUUAAUCCUGUAUAUAUAACAUAUACACAACCAGUUAGACCUUCAGGUGUUCUUACACAGUCCCCUCGUGUAAUGGUAUCUCAGCCAAAUCCAGCAGUUUUUAAAAUCACAGUAGGUCGAGUUCCUGCUGAGAAUCUUCUAAAUUUAGUGGACCAAGAAGAACAUUCUGCAGCACCAGAACCUAUUCAACCCAUUUCAGUUGUACCAGGAUCUGGAGGUGAAAGAGGAAGACAUAAGUACCAGAGAAGUUCCAGCUCUGGAUCAGAUGACUAUGCUUAUACUCAAGCUUUGCUGUUACAUCAACGUGCAAGGAUGGAGAGGUUAGCAAAGGAGCUGAACUUUGAGAAUGAGGAACUUGAGAAACUUAAAGCUGACGUAAAUAAUAUGGAACAUGAUCUUAUGCAAAGGCGUCUGAGAAGAGUGAGCUGUACAACCUCAAUCCCAACAGCUUAUAAUGCAGUGUCUACACCGGAAUCUAAAAGAGCUAGAAUUUUCUCCCGUGCACCAGAAGAGGGCACUCUAAGCUCAACUGGGAUAGUCAUGGGCCUGAAUGGGAACUUACCCAGUGUUCCGCAUCAUCAGAAUCACUUUCUUCCGAAGAGCUGUGGGUUUCGUCUCCUCAUUCUACAGAGUUGAACCGCUGGGAAGGAUCCUCCCCUUUUAAGGCCGGUUCUUUCUUCCUGCUGGGAGGUUUCUCCAGUCUCUUCUCUUCCCAAGGGGGUGGGAUAUUUUGGCUCAUCUUGACCGGCAAUUCAUGGCACAAUGCCCCUCCUUCCCACAGCAGAAGCACACCGGAGGUUUGGGUUUGCUUGCAAAUCCACCCUUCUCCCCUUUCAGAACUCUUGGGGGGGGGGUUGGCAGGGGGGAUUCUUCACCCUCACCUUCCCCUUUGUAAUUCAGCCUGGCUAGGUCAAUUUCUACAUCAGCGGCUGCUUCAUACCAGGGUUGUAAUCUAUGGGGGGCUCUUCUGUUCACACAAUGCUGGUAAAUCUCUUUGUUUAACCCAUCAGCAAAAUGGUCUAGCAAUGCUUCUUCAGACCACCCCCUCAUGUAAUAUGAGAGCUCCUGAAAUUCUUGUACAUACUCAGCUACUGGCCAUUUCUCCUGCUUAAGAGUUGUAAAUUUAAUCCUGGCUCUUCUGUCUGUGAGGGGAUCAUCAAAAUGUUUCCUCAAAAUGGCCAUAAACCCAUUAAAGUCUCUCAAAAGUGACGAGUCGGCAUUGUGCAAUCCCACCAUCCAAUCUGCUGCUUUUUUCUCCAAAGCCAUCAAUAUAAUUCUUACUUUAGCUUCAUCAGAACCCAGUUCAUGGCCAUACAUCUGCAUAUAAUUCCACACUUGAAUAAGAAAUAGGCCAAGCUCUUGGUUCUCCCCCGUAUUUUACACUUAAAGGAUGAACUUUAGCCAUCUGGCGUCUGCGAGGGCCCCCCCUCUUGGAAUGUCUCGAGCCACGGUGAUUGGGGUCGGCACUUGGUCAUCUUGUACAACUCCCCCUUUGGCCCCCCCAGCCUCUCUCAAAUCAGGCAAGGUAUACCUUCUCUCUGUCUCUGCCUCAAUUCCUCUCUCCAUUCCACUCCCCCGAGUCCGGCAUCUCUCCCACGCCCCUUUGAGAAGUUUCAUGGCUUGGGACAUCAUAAGAUUUUCCUCCUUAGGAUCUCGUCAAUCAGAUGUUGGUUUUCUGGGUCUCCUCACAGUAAUCUAGUCAACAGUUCUUCAGGGUCCUCUUUCUGUUCCACUCCCCAAAUCCAUUUGGGUCGAAGAGAUUGUUAUCUCUACCUGCAGGUCAGCCAACAGCUCCGUCACCGAAGGGCCUGCGGCCGCUCCCAUAUCUUCCUCUUGAUCACUGCCCUGGUGGGACAUUUUUAAGCAUUGGAUGCACCCCUCCUUGGAAGGUGUCAGCUCCGGGAUGGGAGCAAGGUGAGAUCCAGCUUAAUCUCAUGGCCCAUUCACUUAAUAGCCAAGAAAGAAACCACUCGACUCCAUUUUGCAGAAUUAAGUGUACUUUUACUGGUUAUAAAUGAUGAGAA
Molecule: messenger RNA, 3695 nt
Organism: Thamnophis elegans (Western terrestrial garter snake)
Lineage: Eukaryota; Metazoa; Chordata; Lepidosauria; Squamata; Natricidae
Gene: TAB3
Product: TGF-beta activated kinase 1 (MAP3K7) binding protein 3
Exons: 5
Coding region: 418-2307 (629 amino acids)
Cellular component (GO): extracellular exosome
Molecular function (GO): ubiquitin binding
Source: RefSeq, a predicted model, not a curated record